GCUGACUGGUUCUCUAGUAGGCUGUAACAUACAGUUGGCCAGGCUCAUCUUCACCUUUGCUAUUACAAUCCCUUCAAUCUCCAGGUUUGAUUCUUGGUAAGUUUUCCCAGUUUAUAUCUAGAGACGGAGUAAUCGAAGAUUAUAUCCCCAUAUAUGACCGUCUCUUCUUUGCCUGCACAGAUAUUCCACUUCGCCAUCAAUAUGCACACAACUUUCCAACCUCGAUCCAUACCCUUGUCCCAUACGCCAUCAAAGAAGCAGAGUAUAAUCCAACGGAGACACAGACACGCGAACAGUGUCCAUAAAUAGACAGAGGCGCAUCAAUCUCAUCUCAUAUCUUCCAGUACGUCAAAGGGAAAUCAUGGUAGCAGUUCUGCUUCUGGUCUUAGUUGGAUUAGUUGCUGUUAUGAUUAUGUGUGGCAGCUGUAACGCUGAGGAACAUCUGUGCAACACGAUAGUCGACGCCGCUGUCACCAUGUGCGUCAAGCAGGUUGCCGGCGACUUGAACGGCGAGAACAACGACGACCGUGUCAGCAGGUCCAAAGAGCGGAAGACGGCAGAGUGCACCGUCAAUUCCACCACUUCCGUCAGCGGCGGGGCGAUGUGUGAGUCGAACUCCUUGCCGAGGUGCAGACAGUGCUUGACGGGUGCGACUGACAGGGUGAUCAAUCUUUGCCCGGACCGGAUCGGCGGUCAGAUUAACUUCACUCUCUGCUCCUUUAGGUUCGAGCUCCAUCCAUGGUCUUAAGAUCAAACCAAUGAAUCAAAUUAUCUACUCAUUUGGUGUCAGCUGCUUGCGGAUUGGAAUCUGUUGUAGUGAAAGGCCAUCCAUGUUCGUCGAGAUUAUCUUUAGAUGGUAUUGUCUGUAGGUCUAUGAUUAUUAAAACUCGUUUCUGUAUCUUCUUUAGAGUUUUGAAUAAUCUGAGGGAGUAUAAAAUUUUUGAGUGUUUUUCUUUCUCUAAUAGAAGAAUUUUGGGUGUUUCAGUUUCUCUCUAUGGUUAUAUAUGUUAGAAAUGAAAAUGUCCUGCCUGCUCCUGGAUCCAAAGUGUCUUGCUUGGCUGUAUAAACUCCGAAACAUGAGUCCUUACUCCUGAGUAGUAGGAGGCCCACAAGACUGAAAUCAAAUAUGUGGGCCGGUUUGCCCAUUUCCAGUUUUACCACGACCGUAGUCUGGCCCAAUGGAUAUGAGGCAUAUGCUUAUAGGCAUCAAUCGGGCAGGUUCGGGCUAAGUUCAAUCGGGUUGCGGGUUGCGGUUCAUUGGGUUUUGGGUUGGGAAGAUCAGGUUUCGUGUUGUUCGGAUCAACGCAUCGAGUAACUUACUCCUUACUCGUUACCAACUUACACAUUUUAUUAUACUUUUUUUUGGUGGGACACGUUUUAUUAUACUAAUUUAAUAUAUUUUUUCUCAAUUUUAAACCAAUUUCUUUCUACCUCGUAUAUAUACUUAAUUAAAAAAACUAGUCAAAAUGUUGAAUCAAUUUGUAUGACUUGCAAACUUGUUAUGUAAUUAAUCGCAACUGGUAAAGUACACUAGCUAAUAGUAAUUGGAUUAAAGUAUCUCGUUUAGUAUAACCAUGCAAAUCUGGUAUUUGACGUGUGGUAUUUGGCAAAAGCAGUGUGGUAAAAAGAUUUAUUUCGAAACAACUCAUUGCCCAAAUAACUUCAGUAAAUUGUCGCCAAACGAAUUAUUUGUAAAAUUGUUCGAAUUACCCUAAAAAUUGAACCAUUAAAAAUUAACUGUAAAAUUAUUGUGACUUCAAUCAUAACUUAAUCAAUAGCAUAUAUCCUAUACACUUAACCUUACCCUCAAUCGACAAUAUUAAGUUAGUAUAUGUUGUUGAUCAUAUACACUAAACCAUCAAUACAUUAUACACUAACCACAUACCUUAUACCCUAACCAUAUAUCCUUAUGAGUUGUGAUUUUGCUAGUAUAGUUAAUUUAAAGUGAAAUUAAUACUUUAAUUUUAAAAACAUAUAUAAAAAAUUAUAUUUAAUAUACUCUAAUCAUAUAUCCUAUACCCUAAUCGCGUGCAAUAAUUGUGGAAGCAUAAAACAAGUAGACAAAUUUAGUGAAUUUUUCUAAAACAAAUUAUUGUUGUAAUUAAUAGUUAAUUUAGUUAUUAGACCAUAAAUAAUUAUAUAUAUGGUUAUAUAUAUAAAAGAAUAAUUUAAUUAGUCAUCCCCUCCAUAUAAAAAUUAAAAAUUCAUAUUUCAAAAGUUAAAAUUUUGAAAAACCAAAAAGUUGAAAACACCAAAUUUGUUUCCUUUUUUCUUUUCAUAAAUAAAAUUCUCCUCCUCCUUUCUCCUUCCAUAAAUUAAAAACACUCAAAUUUUCCUCCUUUUUCUCUUCCAUAAGAUUGAAAAAAUCAAAUUUCCCUCAUCUUUCUCUUUCAUAAAAUUGAAGAACAAAAUUUACCUCUUUCUUCCUUCCUUCCACAAAAAGUGGAACACUCAACAUUUUCCUUUUUAUUUUUCUUCCAUGAUCAAAAGAACCAAACUUUCCCACUUCUUUUAUCUUCCCACAAAUCAAAACCAACAAAACUCCCUAUUGUUUCUUUUCUAAAAAAUUCAAAGAACCAAAUUUUCCUAUUUCUUCUCUUCCAAAAAGUUGACACACCAAAAUUUUCCUCCUCAUUUAAAAAUAUCAAAUUAUCCAAUAUAUUACUUUACUUUAU
Linum trigynum is the source of this 2675-nucleotide messenger RNA. Lineage: Eukaryota; Viridiplantae; Streptophyta; Magnoliopsida; Malpighiales; Linaceae. The record is from the annotation of a GenBank genome assembly.